Abrus precatorius (Indian licorice) is the source of this 1104-nucleotide messenger RNA. RefSeq names its product protein kish-like. Gene Ontology annotation, biological process: protein secretion; intracellular transport. The transcript has 6 exons. The coding region runs from base 307 to 519 and encodes 70 amino acids. The record is from RefSeq and is a predicted model, not a curated record. Lineage: Eukaryota; Viridiplantae; Streptophyta; Magnoliopsida; Fabales; Fabaceae.
UUACAUAAAAUCAAAUUUAUUUUCAUAAACUUAUUUUUAAAUCCCUAAGACUUAAUUUUUUAACAAAGUCUAAAUAUUUGGAAACUUUACAUAAACAAAAUACAAAGAAGAAGAAGAAGUGAGUGAUGAAGGAUAAAGCAAUGAAGAAAGGUAGCAACAGUGAAUGACUAUCAGAAGCUAAGAACAACGAUCGUAACAAAGGAAUCGUUAACGCUCUCAUUUGUUCCCUGAACGAAAAUUGCAACUUGGAUUUGACUUGAAAGGGGGAAGAAGGUGAAGAUUGGUAAAUUGUAAGAAUACGUUAAGAUGUCUGCGCUUUUCAAUUUCCAUUCAUUUCUAACUGUGAUACUUCUGGGAAUAUGUGCCUGCACCUAUUUCAAGAUGCAGUUUCCGGCAAUCCUUGAACAGAGAACUGGAUUUCGUGGUUUCUUCUGGAAGGCGGCAAGAAUAGGUGAACGGUUAAGCCCAUGGGUAGCUGCAGGUUGCUUUAUGAUGGGUGUUUCAAUAAUCUUCUUCUAAGUUAUGUUUACUGUAUGGCAUGUCUAUCAAGAAAUCUGUUGGUUGAUGGUACUGCCCUUUCAUGGACCAUCCAGUGAUUUGUAUACAUAAAUUCUUCUUACGGACGUUUAGAAGUCAAACUGUAAUUGUGAUUGUAACUGUAAUUUGGGACCAUACUGAUAACAUACUGAUAAAUAUAAUUUGUUCAGUGAAAUCCUUCACAAUGAACUGAUUAAAGAAAUUGAAACUGAAUCAGGCAUCGUCUAUGCGAAACAGUUUUGUUCAAAGCCUGUAUAUUAUUGUGAAUGGCACACAGGACUCCCUGAAUGUAUGUUGAGUUGAUGCUUAUACAUAUCUUACCUUUAUGACCUGAUUUCCUUUAUGACCUGCUUUUCCCUCGUCUUCCCUCCAACGAAAUGGAUAGCUUUUCAUCAACACCCUUUUAUAUGGUCGUCUUUUACUGAAAUUCCUUGUCCGAGUUUUUUCUUCCUCCAAACCUUAAAGAGAUGCCCCGCUCUUGUAAUCAGUUCAGAAUUGUUGAUCAUGGCGACAUUUACGCAAGUGUUUUUCGGUUUGUUGUUGGUACCUUGAUAAUGAACAAAAGGA